AUGGCUGGUCUCCUUGAGAAUGUCGCCAUCAUAGGCGGAGGUCUAGGUGGCUGCGCUCUCGCAUUAGCACUCACAACCCACGACAUUCCCAUCACAAUCUAUGAGGCUCGUGGGCCAGAUGCAGAUACGCUAACAUCCGGCGUUGUCCUCACGCCCAACGGCCUUCAUGUCCUCGACCGUUUGGGAGUCCUCGACAGGAUCAAGGAUAGAUGUUGGAUCUCCACCCACCGCACGUUCAAGGACCGUAACGACAACACUGUGCGAAAAGUCGUUGUCGCAGCAAAGGAGCUUUAUGGCUAUCACAACCAUCGACUGUGGAGGAAGGUCUUAUUGAACGAGAUGAAGCAAAUGCUCUCCGAAUGUGGCAUCGCUAUCAAUUACAGUUCGAAGUUUGCCGGCUGCGAGUCUGACACCCACGAAGGCGCGACAUUGCUGAUCAACGGCAGUCUGCAAUCAGCAUCUCUACUGAUAGCCUCCGAUGGUCUACACAGCACAAUCCGACAUUAUCUUGCUCCAGGCAUCGAACCAGAAUAUACAGGUACUCUUGGCGUUCUAGCACAUAUACCACACUCUUCUGUCUCAUGGCCAUAUGCGGACUACGAAAAGAACGCCACGAUUCAGGACAGACCGGGAGCGAUCUUCUUCUUACCAGAAGACGCCGAAGGCAAGGAUCUUAUGAUCGGGCUACAAGUUCAGUACCCAGAGCAGAGCCGUGAGGACCUAGAGCGACUGAAUGGAGACAAGGAUGCCCUAGAGGGCUUCUAUCGCAAGGACUAUGAGAAGUGGGGAGAGACCGCGAGGAAGAUCAUUGAUGCUGUCAGUACGGAGGGUAAACAGAGUCUGUGGGUAUGGCCCUACAUGCGCAUGCCGAAGCUCGAGAAGUGGUUCAGUAAGACAGGCAGAGUCGUAUUGGUAGGAGAUGGUGCGCAUGCUCUGCCACCUAGCUCGGGUCAAGGUGUCAACCAAGCACUUGAAGACGUCUACUCUCUCGCCAUGAUUCUCGCAGCGGUCUCGAAGCACAAUGGCACGACAUCUGUCUCACAAGGCGAUGGCGAGAACAACGGCACAGAGCCAGACCCGAGUCAAACGAGAGUGCUCGAGGGGUUAGGCUUUUGGCAGCAGAUGCGGCAGAAGCGUGUAGAUGCCAUAUACGAUUGGGCGACGAACUCAAAUAACGUCCAACGCCUACCUGAAGCUGAACGCAAUAAGCUCGUGGCAGAAGGCAAGAUCAAGAAAGGCACAGCUGGGGAGGGCGAUGAUAUGUCAUGGCUGUAUGCUCCACGGCUGGAGACCGAUGUACAAGAGUGGAUCCAUGCAAGUCUAUGA
Recurvomyces mirabilis is the source of this 1326-nucleotide messenger RNA. RefSeq lists its product as uncharacterized. Lineage: Eukaryota; Fungi; Ascomycota; Dothideomycetes; Mycosphaerellales; Teratosphaeriaceae. The transcript has a single exon. Bases 1 to 1326 code for a protein of 441 amino acids. Gene Ontology annotation, molecular function: monooxygenase activity; FAD binding. The record is from RefSeq and is a predicted model, not a curated record.